Glarea lozoyensis ATCC 20868 is the source of this 2712-nucleotide messenger RNA. RefSeq names its product HSP70 family protein. The record is from RefSeq and is a predicted model, not a curated record. The transcript has 9 exons. NCBI's taxonomy places the organism in Eukaryota, Fungi, Ascomycota, Leotiomycetes, Helotiales, Helotiaceae. Bases 1 to 2712 code for a protein of 903 amino acids.
AUGGCUUCUCGAUCCAAAACAAAGACUACGAGACCCGUCCUCAUCAUUGCUAUCGACCCAGGAACAAGCACACUGUCCGCACGCUACGCUAUUGCUUACGACAGCUUCAAUGAUCAAGGCCAGCUCGAACGCGAGGUCAUUCAAGAGAGUCUUGUUGACAACUGGCCCAGCUCUAGCAGUCCUGGAGCUAUCUACCUUCCUACCACCCUGGUCUUCAGUAAAGUGUCGAAAGAGCUAUUACACUGGGGCUUUGCCGCCCAAACAUAUUUGGAAGAGGAAGAAACGGUCAUGAAUCGACUUGAGGAGGUCGUGAUCGAGAAUGUCAAGAUUGUGUUGCAGCAGCCAGAAGAUGCAACGGAGCUGGACCGCGUCAGUUCGCUUCCACGUCACAGGGAAACAAGAAAUCUGAUCACACAAGUCCUCGGCAAGACUCCCGACGAUAUUUUUGAAGAGUUCUUGACAGUAACAUUAUCUCACAUAUUUGAAAGGGCGAUCCUUGAACAUGCGGCGCGCUCGUUUUUCUCACAGUCAAUACACGUCGAGUUUGUAAUAUGCUUUCCGGGAGGUUGGAGCGGUGCUUUACAUACAAGAGUCGCCAAGCUUGCUGCCAACGCUAUGCAAAAGUCAAUGGAGAAGUGCCAAGUACGAGUUGAUAAUUUCGGUCUCCAGGAUGUUUAUACGGUUUCAGAAACUUUAUCGGGAAUACGAGAGUGGUUGUAUAAGCUGUUUCCAAAGAUGACCGAGACCUAUGCACCAGAGGUCACUGUUACUGCUUUCAACGCCAAAGCCAUCUGUGAGAACGAUAUCAUUUUGGCCGUUGAUAUUGGUGCAGGAACUGCAUGCAUCACCACUCUUCGCCUUAUAGCCACCAAUCCGCUGAGGGUAGACCAGCUGGGUGGGACACUAUCUCUUCCAAUUUCCGGCGAUGCGGUUGAUGGUCUUUUUGAACAGUGGCUCAGCGAGAACGUCACAGAGGAUGACUUAUCUAGCGAUUUCACAGGCAACCUUUCAUGGACUAUAAAAGAUCUUGUCCGCGCCUUCAGAAGCAAGAAGGUUUCUGUAGGAGAAGAGACCGGUCGCCCUUGGAAAACCUGGAGGAAAAGCAUCACGGGUCUCAAAGCCAAUCCUGAAAAGGGCUUCUUGAAGGAUAUCUUGAUUGUUCAUCGAAUGAUAUUCGAACAAUGUUUUGACCCAGUUGUCGCGUUAAUUGAGAAAGAAGUCGAGAAGAAGCUUUCCCUUGGUGUGAAAGCAGUGAUUUUUCAAGGGCAAUUUGGCGGUGGCUCCCAAUAUCUGCGAAAAAGGUUGCAAGCCGGUCCACUCAAGAGUCGGGUCAGAAUAUUCCAUAGUCCGCGCGGCAAAGAGGAUGUUGUUCUGGGGGCGAUGAGCCAGCGUGCUAAGCUGCAGGAAAAGUUUAUCAGGAAUUCUGUAGCCCUAAAAAGUUACGGAAUUUUGCUGGCUAUGACAGAAAAAAACACUCGAACAUUAUUUGGUGACAAGAAUGUGGAUGAAUUUGGAAUUUUGGAAGUUCAGGAUACUGGAAGAUACUUUUUGGUCAUUGAUUGGGUAGUUCCUUCGGGAAGUACAAUUACAGACUCGGUUUUUGAUCGGGGCCCUGACGCGGAAAGGCUGUCUUCGUGGAAAGCGAAGGACGACAUAGAGAUACUAGAUGUCAUGGUCGUAUCCGAAGAAACGCUUCCAGCACCAACAGACGAUCCAGAAAGUUGUACCGGAAAUCAAACCAAAAAGCAAUUUACAUUGUGGACUAAGGAUCACGACCAGAACAAGCUAUUUGAUCAACGUGGACAUAAGGUAGAAGUUCAGCAGCUGCCGUUCAAGUGGGAUCUCGGAAUGUCACAAAAGAUUGACAAAAACGGCGUUGAACAAGGUCCAUACGUUGUUAGUGACAUGAAACGGGAAUACUUCCCGCGAUGGCACGGCGGUCGCGCGAAAAGACGUCUGCAUUACGUCUUGCCACAUGAUCUUAUUUGGGAAAUUACCGAGGUUCAACUUAAAAUUAGUUAUCGACCGAAAUUUCAUUACUCCAUAGGUCAACCUACAACACAACUUGGGGUGCAAGUUUCGGCCAGUUCGAACCUUUUCUCGAUGUCAUUACCAUCCAAGGAAUCUCGAUCUGUAGCAUUGGACAAAGAUAUUGAGUUUACCGAAAAAGCUCGACCUCUGGCAUACAGCCUACAAGAACCAACUUUUUCGAAGCCAACAACAUCUGCUCUUGUUCCAAGAACCAACCCAUUCCAUGAAGAGUUUCAUAUUGAUCAUCCACCUAUUGAUUUGUCGUAUUCUGGUAAGACAAUCAGCACACAAACGCGGCCACAACAAGAUUUUUCCGUUUCUACACCUGGCUGUUCUCAAAUCCUCAGCACAUCUCCUGCGCUUACGCUGCUGUCUGAGACAAUCAUGGAAGAAUGUGAGACAUGUGCACGACGGUUACUAGUAAAAUGUGAUAUGGCUUACACGCAAACUAAUUGGCCAGGAGAAAAAAGCUGCCAAAAUUGUUUAUACCGUGGAAUAGAUUGUCUCAACUCCACCACAGUCGCUCGACUUACGGAAACCACCAUCACGGUUGAUAACAGAAGCAGCGACAAGCAGCAGGAAUAUUUGCGCAGCAAGCGCAAAGGCGCUUGUUUGGAACCAGAAAAGCGACAGGCGGCAAAAAGAGUCCGGCGAGCUAAGAAGGCAUUCACGUACGAGUAG